Molecule: messenger RNA, 677 nt
Organism: Bombina bombina (fire-bellied toad)
Lineage: Eukaryota; Metazoa; Chordata; Amphibia; Anura; Bombinatoridae
Product: ras-related protein Rab-6A-like
Exons: 1
Coding region: 41-598 (185 amino acids)
Molecular function (GO): GTP binding; GTPase activity
Source: RefSeq, a predicted model, not a curated record
GUCACUCUUCCUGUGGAUCUCGGCCCCAGGUCUUAGCACCAUGUCUGCCGGAGGAGACUUCGGAAACCCGCUAAGGAAAUUCAAGCUGGUGUUCCUGGGAGAUCAGAGCGUUGGUAAGACGUCUUUAAUCACCAGGUUCAUGGUCGACAGUUUCGAUAACACUUACCAGGCAACAAUAGGAAUUGACUUCUUAUCAAAAACAAUGUACUUAGAAGACAGAAAUGUCCGGUUGCAAUUAUGGGAUACAGCAGGUCAGAAGCUGGUCAGGAGCUUUACAAAUGUAAACUCAUUCCAACAAACUACAAAAUGGAUUAACGAUGUCCGAACGGAAAGGGGGAGUGAUGUCAUUAUCAUGCUAGUGGGAAAUAAAACAGAUGUUGCUGAUAAAAGGCAAGUGUCUAUCGAGGAGGGGGAGAGAAAAGUCAAAGAGCUGAAUGUAAUGUUUAUUGAAACAAGUGCAAAAGCUGGCUAUAACGUAAAACAGCUUUUCCGACGUGUGGCAGCUGCAUUGCCGGGAAUGGAAAGCUCACAGGACAAAAGAAGAGAAGACAUGAUUGACAUCAAACUGGAAAAAAACUCAAGAACAGCCAGUCAGUGAAGGUGGCUGUUCCUGCUAGUCUUUCUCCUCCCUCUACCGGUUUCAUUCAACGUUCCCUCUUCAGGGCAUCAGAGCUUUC